AUGCGGUCCAGCUGCUCCCUGCUAUUCUGCCUACUGCUUGUGUCCCAUGGGUCCUCAGCAGUCAUCACAGGGGCCUGUGUGAAGGACUUGCAGUGUGGAGAGGGGAUGUGCUGUGCGGUCAGUCUGUGGAUCAGGAGCCUGAGGAUGUGUGCCCCUAUAGGACAGAAGGGAGACGAGUGCCACCCCAUGAGUCACAAGGUUCCCUUCAUUGGCACAAGACUACAUCACACAUGUCCAUGUGUGCCACAUUUGGCAUGCAUCACCACAUCAGAGGGCAAAUCAAAAUGUCUUUCACCGUACAACUACUCAGACUACUACCUCUGA
Messenger RNA from Oncorhynchus masou masou (cherry salmon), 324 nucleotides. RefSeq names its product prokineticin 2 (gene prok2). Lineage: Eukaryota; Metazoa; Chordata; Actinopteri; Salmoniformes; Salmonidae. The coding region runs from base 1 to 324 and encodes 107 amino acids. The transcript has 3 exons. The record is from RefSeq and is a predicted model, not a curated record. Gene Ontology annotation, biological process: endothelial cell proliferation.